ACUGGUUGUGUGUCACGCGGUCACGCUACACGCUCUCUCUUUUUACUUUCGAUUUCUACUUCCUCCUACUGUGGGCUUGUUAUGAAAGCCCUGAGCUGCGGGGUCCGUGAACUUGUUGUUAAAUAUCCUCAGCAUAUGUCAGCCUAUGUUUAUGAGUAGUUAGAUAACCGCCUGCAGAACUUUAUUAUGCUGUGAACUAAUAUCCUGCUCGGUCAGACCUUCUGAGAACUCCACACAGCGCACAGAAUGGAUUUCCAGAGGUUGCUGUUAGAAGUAGGGAAGGCCCUGAGCAAGGACGAGGUGAAAGCUUUAGCGUUCCUUUGCACUGACCUCCUGGGCCGAAACCCGACCUCAGUGGAGUUGGCCAGUCACCUCUUCUCUCGCCUGGGGGAUCAAGACCACCUCUCUGCUGAGCAGCCACACCUGCUGACUGAGCUCCUCCUCAUCAUCCAGCGCACCCGUCUGAUCCGUGACCUGGGGCUCUCCGACCGACCAACCACAAGCCUCAUCUCUCCUUACAGGAAGCUGCUCUACAACCUGUCUGAGGAGAUUACUGAUGAUGACUUGAAACAAGUGAAGUUCUUGCUUGCCAAAAUGCUGCCGCGUAGGAAACUGGUGGAAAAUGUUACUACCCUGGAGGUCUUCCUGGAGAUGGAGCACAUGGACCUCAUCAAUGACACUAAUCUAAACUUGCUGGAGACCAUAAUUGAGUCAGUGUGUCCCAUGCUGAAAGAAAAGAUAAUCCAGUUUAAAGCACAGCAGGUAACUCACACUGGCCCUAUCGCUGAGGAAACAAGCCGACCAAGGUCUGUGUCGUACCCUUUUGAUCCAAGCCAGGACCCUCAGCCUUUAGAUCCUGAGAGGACUGCCUCACGUGAACUGCCAGAACUGUUGCCCGAGCCGAGCAUGAAUAUGUCCAACACCUCUAUGGAUGUGCCAAAUGCGUUUCAGGGUGGAGAUGAGUGUGAGGGCCUGUCACACACACUGAGUGGUUUGAACACUCAAACAGUAAGCUGCCCCCCCUUGAAAGGUCAUAUGAGAAUUGAUGUUGUGGAAAUGCCAUCUCAAGUAAACAAGGCCUCCCCUGAAAAGCAGACACCUCAGACUAAAAACACAAACACUGAGGAUUUAGGAAUAUAUCCCAUGACUGCAUCAAAGAGAGGUGUCUGCUUGAUAAUUAACAACUACGACUUCUCUAACUCCAUACAAAAUCUCGGGAAGCGGGAGGGGACCAUGCUUGAUGAAGAGUGUCUGCACAAAGUGUUUAAGUGGCUCGGCUUUGAGGUAGAGAUACAGAGGGACUGUAAGAGGGAGCAGUUGCUGUCUGCGAUGCAGGAGCUCGGCAGCAGAAACCACAGUCAGAUGGACUGUCUGGUGUGCUGCAUCCUCAGCCACGGCAAGGAGGGAAGUGUGUACGGUGUGGAUGGCUACACUGUCAAGAUCAAGGAUCUGAAGGAACCUGUCAAUGCACUGAGGUGCGUCUCUUUGGCAGAAAAACCCAAGAUGUUUUUCAUCCAGGCCUGCCAGGGCACCAGCGAGCAGAGGGCUGUCCGCAUCAAGGCUGAUGGUCCUGCACGCACUUCUGUUUGCAGCGAUGCUGUUAAAGCCAACGAGUCUAUCCCAUGUGAUGCAGAUUUCCUGCUAGGAAUGGCCACCGUUCCUUCUUAUGUCUCUUUCAGAGAGAGGAGUAAUGGCGCAUGGUUUAUUCAGUCAUUGUGCCAAAACCUCGUCAAGAUGGUGCCAAGGGGUUGUGACCUUGUGUCCAUCCUGACCAAAGUGAAUGCAGAUGUUAGCCAGAAAACAGAUUCCUACGGUGUCAAAAAGCAGAUGCCUCAACCAGCUUUCUCACUCAGGAAGAAGGUGGUCUUUCCGAUCCCCAAUGCUCCUCCCCCCAGCCUGUCGCAGUGAUGACAGCGAUCUGACGCCUGUUUGAUCCACUCAUUCAUCAGAGACUCAUCCCUGUGUUUAUGUCAGACAUCCUUUUUUCAUCCAUUUUAAAUCUGCUGGAUUUCAACAGUAUUUUCAUGACGACAUCUGGAACAGCUCCGUUCAUUUGAGAUGUGGUUUACUGUAAGUCAUGUAAAUGGUUGGAAGUAGAUAAAUUUGUCAGAAUAUUUAAUUUUUAUACCAGGUAUGAUACGUACAGUUCAACUCCAUUCCUCUGCUUAAAGCAAUACAUUUUUAUGAGACGUUUAAUGUUGAAUUUUAAUGAAUUGGUUGAGCUACAGCAGUCAUGCACAUCAGCCCAGGACUAAAUACAAUGUGCAUCUCUUUAUCUUCUUUCUAUUAUGUGUUAUUUAAAUGUACCUUUAGACAUGGUUAUUGAACAGACGUAAUUAACUAAAUACUUCUGGUACAAGCACUGUGUAGGCAAGUGUCCUCUCCCAAAUAUGAUUGUAUUUUUGCCACCAGCCUCGCUUCAUUUGAUUUUAUACAUGCAGUUAUUACACAUCAGAAAUCUAUGAAGCAGUUGAAUUUUCUAUCAGUGAGACAAUAAAUUUUAUACACCCGCCAUUGUGGAAA
Epinephelus lanceolatus (giant grouper) is the source of this 2523-nucleotide messenger RNA. It is a transcript of the gene casp10, whose product is annotated as caspase 10, apoptosis-related cysteine peptidase. Lineage: Eukaryota; Metazoa; Chordata; Actinopteri; Perciformes; Serranidae. Gene Ontology annotation, biological process: regulation of apoptotic process; proteolysis. Gene Ontology annotation, molecular function: protein binding; cysteine-type endopeptidase activity. The record is from RefSeq and is a predicted model, not a curated record.